CCCUACCAAUACGUUUCUCGAUAUUCACUUCUAUACGUGACCUCCCUAUCUCACUGGUAUAGGUCGACCCUUGACUCUUGAGCUCUUUGCAGUAUCCCGAGUCGGGAUCUGAACACUCACUCGCGGCAUGUCUCCCGUGCCGUGACAAGUAUUUUACUUCCGAUGCCGAUAGAGGUUCCGAAAGAGCGAAGAGCGUAAAUCACAACAGAUCAACAGAUCCAAGUAGAAUCUAUUCGUUUCAUCUCAUCAAAUCAAAACAAAUCGCUGCGCUCAGGAUGGGUAUAAGAAGCCAGCCGAAUCCGUUCGCCCAUGCCUCGAAUCCCCGUUUCCCUCGCUCAACAACAUCCUCAACCAAUUCCACUACGCAAUAGCAACCUAGAAACAUGAUCCACGUUCCGCUCUCAUCGGUACCAGCGCAGUCUUCUGCUGAGUUCACUCCCACCGAACUCGACCGAUUGUUCGGGAUCUUGAUUCCCACCCUACCCGGAUCGCGAUUCUGUUUCGCCAACGGGGUCCUUUGUGACCGAGGUCCCGACCAACACCGACCCAACUUUGCUAUUGAAGGCAACAAUAUCAUUGAUCAACAACCUCUCAGGUUCUUUGCUGUUGACACCACUAGUGAGAGGAAAGUUGCAAUUGCAAUCGACAAGAUGUGGGAGAAAGAAGGCACUUUUGGGAUGUGCGCGCUCAAUGUUGGGCUUGACGUGAUGGAAGCGGUCAGGCAAGAAGUUCUCGAGACAGGGUGUUACAGGGUCGAAUCCUCAGUCGCUCUGGUUCUCCUUCUAUUGGAAAGGUCAUUUGACUGCUGCAUCCCCCCGGCAGCUAAGUGGAUAUCUCUUUUCAAGACUAUCCUCACGAUGCCCGACUUUCCGGUCAAACCUGUGAUCGAACAUACUGAUCUGCUCUCUGGAAAAUGGGAGAGAUGGGUCAGACAGACGGUCCCCGCACGAUACAACAACCUCUGCUACGGAGUCUUCUAUGCUGCUUCGGACAGGCAUCGGGUCAGAGCUCCCAGGGUGAUCUCGACACCUCCUCGGGUCCAAUUGAGGCAGGCAAAAGUCAAAGCGGAACUUACCCGAGCCAUCAACAAAAGCAAGCUCAAAUAGACUUGGAAGGACCUAGACGUUGUCGCCUACCCUGAAAUCCUUUCACUGGAGAUUUCGCUAGAGUUGCCUCUAUCCUUCUUUUCGUUACCUCUUGAAUGUGAAUUUGGUUGAUUCAUGUACUUAAUGGUAUACAGUACCUAGUAGCUAGUAGUAGAAUGCUCGGAAUUCCAUUUUGUGCUUCGGCGAUCGACGACCUGGACCGCGAUACCUUUUCCGGAGCACCUCCGCUGCGCAAGAUCGCACUUUAAUAUUCUGAUAUUGUCGAGCUCCUGGAAUCUUGCUC
Molecule: messenger RNA, 1389 nt
Organism: Filobasidium floriforme
Lineage: Eukaryota; Fungi; Basidiomycota; Tremellomycetes; Filobasidiales; Filobasidiaceae
Exons: 5
Coding region: 384-1106 (240 amino acids)
Source: RefSeq, a predicted model, not a curated record